Molecule: messenger RNA, 2084 nt
Organism: Tarenaya hassleriana
Lineage: Eukaryota; Viridiplantae; Streptophyta; Magnoliopsida; Brassicales; Cleomaceae
Product: pentatricopeptide repeat-containing protein At1g79080, chloroplastic
Exons: 1
Coding region: 259-1974 (571 amino acids)
Molecular function (GO): protein binding
Source: RefSeq, a predicted model, not a curated record
UCAGCGCGUGAAAGGUUCUUCUCUUCUUCCUCAGUGUUGGAUAACAAGAGGAACCCCUAGCGGCUAGCGGUGGCCGAGUGUCAACGGAUCUAACCGGAGUGCUCGAGAAAUAUCCCACCAAAAGCAAUUGUCUCCAUGGGAUGCUUUUUGUUGGUUUUGCGGAAAAAGAAUUGAAACUUUCACCUUCUCUACGAGGCUCCUCCCUGUUUGUCCGAUCGCUGAUUUUUAGGGCUUCUGCUGCUUGAGCCCGUUGCACCCAUGGCGACUCUGUUGAACACGGUCUCUUCCAUGGCGGCCAAUCCAUUUCCGGAGACAGCGAGAAAGCCCAUAGGGGUUAUCGCCCAUAUCCCGACAAGUUUCCUCCAUUUCUCGCUCAACAAGGGUUUCUCCAGGGUUUUGGCUUCGACCCAGAUCACGUUAUCCACCAAAGACUCCGCCUUUACCUUACCCGACUGGAAACCGGGUCCGGGUUCGUAUUCAGAUGACCUGAGAAGCAAAGAGCCCAGGUUGAAUGAUGCGUUCUCUCAGCUCGAAUGUAUGGUCAUGGAAGGGCAUAAACCCAAUGUUGUCCAAGCCACUCAGCUCUUGUAUGAUCUGUGCAAAGCCAAUAGGCUGAAGAAAGCGAUUCGGGUUAUCGAGCUUAUGGUUAGCUCCGGAAUCAUACCCGAUGCAGCAGCUUACACUUAUCUCGUCAAUCUGUUGUGCAAGAAAGGGAAUGUUGGCCACGCGAUGCAGCUCGUUGAGAAAAUGGAGGAUCAUGGUUAUCCAACGAACACCGUCACUUACAAUUCCCUCGUUCGAGGUCUUUGCAUGCUUGGGAACUUGAGUCAAAGCUUGCAGUUUGUUGAGAGGUUAAUGCAGAAGGGUCUUGUCCCCAAUGCCUUUACCUAUUCCUUCUUGCUCGAGGCUGCGUAUAAAGAACGAGGAGCGGAUGAGGCCGUGAAGCUCUUGGAUGAGAUCAUUGCGAAAGGUGGAGAGCCGAAUCUGGUGAGUUAUAACGUUCUGCUGACCGGUUUUUGCAAAGAAGGGAGAUUAGAUGAUGCAAUGACACUGUUUAGGGACCUGCCGGCAAAAGGGUUUGAGCCAAAUGUCGUGAGUUAUAACAUCUUGUUAAGGAGUUUGUGCUGCCAAGGUCGGUGGGAGGAGGCGAACUCGCUCUUGGCUGAGAUGGACUGUGGAGAUCGAACUCCAUCUUCAGUGACCUACAACAUAUUAAUCAACUCGCUUGCUUUCCAUGGAAGAACAGAGCAGGCCAUGGAGGUUUUGGAUGAAAUGAUGAAGGGGCAUCAGUUCAAGGUGACUGCCACAAGCUAUAACCCGGUAAUUGCCCGUCUCUGUACCGAAGGGAAGGUUGAUCUUGUGGUGAAAUGCCUAGACGAGAUGAUAUACCGACGUUGCAAGCCUAAUGAAGGAACAUACAAUGCCAUUGCCGCACUCUGCGAGCAGAACAAGGUGCAGGAAGCAUUUUACAUAAUACAGAGCUUGGGGAACAAGCAGAAAUCCAACACACAGGAUUUCUACAAAAGUAUAAUCUCAAUCUUGUGCAGGAAAGGGAAUACAUACUCGGCUUUUCAGCUCUUGUACGAGAUGACUAAGUACGGGUUUGAACCAGACUCCCACACUUAUUCGGCUCUGAUCAGAGGUUUGUGUAUGGAAGGGAUGUUUAACGAGGCAAUGUCGGUUUUGGUGAUUAUGGAGGAGAAUGAGCACUACAAGCCAACGGUGGACAAUUUUAACGCAUUGAUACUCGGGUUUUGCAAGUCUAGUAGGACGGAUUUGGCAUUGGAGGUGUUCGAGACGAUGAUUGAGAAAGGGCGAAUGCCCAACGAGACAACAUAUGCAAUAAUCGUGGAGAGCAUAGCCCACGAGGACGAACUCGAACUGGCGAAAGAGGUUCUGGAAGAGUUGAGGUCUCGGAGAGUGCUUGGUCAGAAUGCAGUGGAUAGGCUUGUGAUGCAGUUUAACUUAGAUUGAUUGAUACGAAUCCAUGCAGAUUUUGAUAUAUUUCAUGGAUUUCCAUUUUUCUGUCAUUUGACAAAGAGAUCAAUGUCUAUGUAAGGUUAUGAGAUUUCAUUUUUUAUAUA